Echinops telfairi (small Madagascar hedgehog) is the source of this 6951-nucleotide messenger RNA. It is a transcript of the gene EPB41, whose product is annotated as erythrocyte membrane protein band 4.1. The coding region runs from base 1 to 2487 and encodes 828 amino acids. Gene Ontology annotation, cellular component: plasma membrane; cytoskeleton. The record is from RefSeq and is a predicted model, not a curated record. The transcript is spliced from 17 exons. Gene Ontology annotation, molecular function: structural molecule activity; actin binding. Lineage: Eukaryota; Metazoa; Chordata; Mammalia; Afrosoricida; Tenrecidae. Gene Ontology annotation, biological process: cortical actin cytoskeleton organization.
AUGACAACAGAGAAGAGUUUUGUGGUUGAGGCUGAAAACUCACAGCAUCACCAACAGAAGGAAGAGGGAGAAGGAGCCACAAAUUCAGGCCAACAAGAAGCUCAUCUGGAGGAAACAUCCCAAACAGCAGCUGAAGGAGAGAAUCAGUGUGAGCAAAAGCUGGAAACAUCUAAUGGAGACACUCCCACACAUGAAGACUUGACGAAGAACAAGGAUCGGACUGCAGAAAGCAGGGGCCUCUCACGGCUGUUCUCCUCAUUUCUCAAAAGGCCUAAAUCUCAGGUCUCUGAAGACGAAGGAAAAGAAGUUGAGUCAUCUAAAGAGAAAAGUGAAGGAGGUCAGAAAGAGAUAGAAUUUGGUACUAGUCUUGAUGAAGAGAUCAUUUUAAAGGCCCCAAUUGCAGCUCCUGAACCUGAACUCAAAACAGACCCAUCUUUGGAUCUUCAUUCAUUAAGUAGUGCAGAAACACAGCCUGCACAGGAAGAACACAGGGAAGACCCGGAUUUUGAGACUAAGGAAGACGGAGGACUUGAAGAGUACCCUAACACAGAAGUGAAAGAAGAGAAUCCUGAAUCAAAAGCAGAAGGGGAAUUAAAAACAUCCCAGAAAUCAAUCAGAAGACACAGAAACAUGCACUGCAAAGUUUCUCUGUUGGAUGACACAGUGUAUGAAUGUGUUGUGGAGAAACAUGCCAAGGGACAAGAUUUACUUAAGCGAGUAUGUGAACAUCUCAAUCUUUUGGAAGAAGACUACUUUGGUCUAGCUGUUUGGGACAAUGCAACCUCUAAGACAUGGCUGGAUUCUGCCAAAGAAGUAAAAAAGCAGAUUCGUGGUAUCCCUUGGAAUUUCACAUUUAAUGUAAAGUUUUAUCCACCUGACCCAGCACAGUUAACAGAAGAUAUUACAAGAUAUUAUUUAUGUCUUCAGCUUCGGCAGGACAUAGUUGCAGGACGUCUGCCUUGUUCCUUUGCAACCUUGGCAUUGUUGGGUUCUUACACCAUCCAGUCUGAGCUGGGAGACUACGACCCAGAACUCCAUGGUGCCGAUUAUGUUAGUGAUUUUAAACUGGCUCCAAAUCAGACGAAGGAACUUGAGGAGAAGGUCAUGGAACUGCAUAAGUCAUACAGGUCCAUGACACCAGCUCAGGCUGACCUAGAAUUUCUGGAGAAUGCCAAAAAGCUAUCUAUGUAUGGAGUUGACCUUCAUAAAGCAAAGGAUCUAGAGGGAGUGGACAUCAUCCUGGGUGUUUGCUCUAGCGGCCUUCUGGUUUACAAAGAUAAGCUGAGAAUUAACCGAUUUCCCUGGCCCAAAGUGCUGAAGAUUUCAUACAAACGGAGCAGCUUUUUCAUCAAGAUUCGACCUGGAGAGCAAGAACAAUAUGAAAGUACCAUCGGAUUCAAACUUCCCAGUUACCGAGCGGCUAAGAAAUUAUGGAAAGUCUGUGUGGAGCACCACACAUUUUUCAGACUGACAUCUACAGACACCAUUCCCAAGAGUAAAUUUCUUGCAUUGGGAUCCAAAUUUCGAUACAGCGGCCGGACCCAGGCUCAGACCAGACAAGCUAGUGCUCUGAUUGACAGACCCGCCCCACACUUUGAGCGUACAGCCAGCAAACGAGCAUCCCGGAGCCUUGAUGGAGCAGGCGCUGAUUCAUCUGAACGAAGCCCUCGGCCCACCUCUGCACCAGCCAUUGCUCAAAGUCAGAUCACGGAAGGUAGUGUCCCAGGUGCACCUGUCAAAAAAGCAGUGGUCUCGAAAACACCAAAGGAAACAGUGAAGGCUGAAGUGAAAAGGGAAGAAAUGCCACCUGAGCAAGUGGAGCCCGAGCCCACAGAAUCUUGGAAGGUGGAAAAAACCCACAUCGAGGUCACAGUACCCACCUCAAAUGGUGACCAAACUCAGAAGGUUGCAGAAAAAACUGAAGAUCUGAUAAGAAUGAGGAAGAAAAAAAGAGAGAGACUAGAUGGUGAAAGCAUUUAUAUCAGACAUAGCAAUUUAAUGUUGGAGGACUUAGAUAAGAGCCAAGAAGAUAUCAAAAAACACCAUGCCAGCAUCAGUGAGCUAAAGAAGAACUUUAUGGAAUCUGUGCCUGAACCGAGGCCUAGUGAGUGGGAUAAACGCUUAUCCAUUCACUCCCCCUUCCGAACACUUAACAUCAAUGGCCAAGUCCCCUCAGGAGACGGAGUGAAGAAAAUCUCUAUCCUUCCCUCGGAAAGAAAGGUUGGUGGGCCAGAGACACAAGAACGUGCUCUGUUAGUACAGGAUGAAGAGAAAAGUAAAAGGCAAGAGAGAUCUACCGAAAGAGCCUUGCCCCAGCAAGAAAAUGAAGACAUUCUUCCCAAGGUUUCUAUUCCAAUACCCGAGGAUCACAAGUCUCUCAGAAAGUGCCACCUCUACUCUAGUACUUUUCCAUCUCCUCGUAUUCCUUUCAUGAUGUCUUUUCUCGUGGUCCUUGUAUUGGCUGUUUGGUGGUUGGUCUUUCUGUGAUCAGAAGGCAGGGUGCUCAUGACCUGAUGUGCUCAUCAGAAAUGUCAAGACUAAGACCAUUGAACUAAUGCCCUUACUUCUACUGUGUUAUCACCUGUAUCAUGCCCUCUCAUCUUGGUAGUUCACUGGCCUUGGGGAGAUCUUAUGAUCACUUUUCUGUCAAUAACAUGUUACUCUUCCUGGAUUGUGUCACUUGGAGUAUAAAGGAGUAGCAAUAGAUUGCCCAAGCCAGUUUUUUUGCACUGAGGUUUAACAAACCUUUGUGCUACAUAGACCAAUCAUAUUUAAACUAACGGUAGGUUGGUAUUUUCCCCAAAAGCUGUAACUCUCAUCCUGCAUGUUUAUUGUUGCUGUGCCCUUUUCCUCAAUUGUCACACAAAGCAGGAUACUCCUGAAACAUUUAAUGGAACACUUUCUUAAUUCUCUACAGUCAUUUGUGUGGUGUGGGCUCCUCAGUGCAGAGGGGCAAAAUUUGACUUGCUAACCUUUCAGAAGCCUUAAGAUGAUGCAUUUAAAUCUACAAAUCCCUUACCACUCCUUUUCUUGGGAUAUCAAACCAGUUUAUACAAAGACCUUUUCUGGAAAAGGGCUUUUGACUUCAGUGGCCUUUUUUUGAGUAUGUGUGAGAUGUGCAGGGCAGAUGACUGUUUCCUGCCUGAUGGGUGGAAGAGAUCUGCAAAGAUUAAAUACCAUCUUUUCACAAGUAGAGUGUUGGUACUUUAAGGAAAAUGGUGCUGGUGCCCCUUAGCUUCCAGCUAAGGCGGAAUUUCCCAGACUACUCUUCCUCCUACCCAUCUUUAAAGGCCCCGGAAUACAGAUUUAUUCAAGAUCUAUACAUAAACAUAUCCUUUUCAGAAUUAAAAUACUGCACAGCUUCUUUAUGACUUGUAAUUAUAUUGCUAGAAGCAAUACUUACUUAGCCAGUGUGACAAGCUUAAAAAUAUAUAUAUUUAUAUACUUUGUUUUCCUGAUGCACUUCAGACCUAUUUGUUUUUGUACUUUGUUUUGAAAUCAAUUGUUUUUCAUCAAUGGCCUUGUGAGCUAAAGUACUAUUUUACUGUGGUGACAAGUGUAUGUCCUCUGUUUGCAUGUUGACUUCUAAGGUUUCUCUGAAUGUAAAUAUGUGCGUGCUCUCUUUAGAACACAACUCUGAUACCUAACCAGUUUUGUUUUUUAACCUCAAUAUUAAUGAAACCUUGCAUGUAGCUUGCUUCCUCUUGCCCUUGAAUGUACCAAUAUGGAUGGGUGAUUUUCUUAAUGUGGUCUCCAGUAUUUGUUUUGAAAUCUAAGUUUUUAGCGUUAUCAAAAUGAGAAUUUGUACUGUGUUUUACUUCUUGAUGAUCUUUAGUCGUUGAAACUUCUCGGCAAGACUUGCUUUGGGGAAGAUGGCCUCUUAGGAAAAGAAAGAGCAGCAAAGCCAAGAUCUUUUGUCUUUUAGCAUCCGUCAUAUAGUUCCAUCAUCUCCUGAGACAUGUAGAAUGAAUUUUCCGGCAUUUCCUGAGAACUGCUACUCUAUCACUAUAGAUUUUUCUUUAAAAUUGGGAAAAGAAGCUAAAAUGUGCUUAUAUUUUAAAAUAUGAGUCUUUCGUGUCACAGGCUAUGUGUUUGUUUAUAGCAGGUAUUUUAUAAGAAAGCAUGUUUAUUGAUUCACUCAUAAUAAGAAAAUAAAAAACUCAAAUAGCUGGAAAUAUUGCAAAGCUAUUCUAUAUCACAGAAAAUGAUCAUCAUAAAUAUCCCUCUUUACCUGUGAAAUAGAGAGGUAAACGCUUUCCUUAAUGAAAUAACAAAUGAAAUUAUAGCAUUGGUUAGAUUUUGGGGUUGUUUUUUUUUAAGGAGUUGAAGAAGAAAUAAUCUUAGGAUUUUAUUGAUACUUUUAUAACUGUUUCAGAUUCUAUUUCCAGUUUUCAUCCUUGUACAUAGUUUUUUAUUCAUUACUGUUACAAACUUCAAUCAGGAUUAUGUAUCCAAUUACUUCACAAAUUCAUUGAAGUCUAGUCAAAGCCGUAAUUUUGGUUUCCAGUAGCUCAUCAGGAUUUCUCAGAGAUACUUAGCUCUGGCCUAAAAUAGAAGCCCCUUCCUCUUUGAAUAGGGUACGAGAGAAUAGCCAAUUCUUUGUGUUGAACUGAGCUGGCCAGUGCAGGCUCAAAAAAUAAGCCUAUCAGAGUUUUCAGAGGAAAAAUAUUGGACAUUCCAACUUGUAUUAAGUAAUAUUAGUGCUGCUGAUAUUUAUAAUAUAAAAUUAUAGUCUUGAUUUCUUUCUCCCACCUUAUUCUAUUAUCAAUACUAGAGACCUAAGUAACUUGAUUUUACCAUGAUUCAUCCUCUUAAUGGUAGAUUGAUAGGUAAAAAAUAAUUUGGACUAAAGAUAGUAAUGCAGACCAUUAAGAAGUUUUACAUACUUGCCUUGAUUUUGCUGUUCAUUCCAGUGUGAUUCUGAAAAGUUCACUUAACUAUUUGGUGCCCAGAUUUCCACCUAGUAACUAGAGACAAAUCUACCUCAUAAGCAUGAGUCUUGUAAUAUGGCCCAGGAACCAGAGGUUUUGGUUGACAGUUGAACAUCAGAUCAAUUCUUGGUCUUUUGGGAGCUGGGGUAAAAAAUAAUUAGCUUCUUAGAAUUUCUUAUUUAAAAGUAAACUGUGUUUCUUUUUCAUUUUGAAACUUUUAAUUAUAAGUUCGGUGAACAUUUACAGAGCAGAUUAUCAAUCAUUUUUAUAUUCCAUGGUCCAUACACAUUUGGUUUCAACUCUUUCCCUUCAAUGUACCAUUGCUUAUCUCACUUCCUCCUGUGUUUCCUAUUUCUGUCCUUCCUCCUUUCCCAACCCUUGGGUAAAUGCUGCCCUUUUGGUCUUCAGUGGUUGAUUAUUUUAACAUAGGGUUGAGUUCAGUUUCAGACCGGAGUGUGACUAAGGGCUAUAAUCUUCAGAGUUCUCUCCAUCUCUCUCUCUCUGACCAGUAAACCUGAUUGUUUUAUGAUUUGGGAUUUUGUUUUAUGCUUUUCUCCUGCACUAGCCAAUAUCCUUACUAAUGUGAUCUUUUUCAGAGCACUUGGUAGUGGUAGCCAAGUGCCUUCAAGUUCUGGUCUCAAUGUCACAGAGGCUGAUGUUUGUGUGGUUCAUUAGCCCAUUGGACUACAUGUUUCCAUAUGUCUUUCAAUUUGCCCUCAUUCUUCUUUUGUCCAGCCUGGGAGAGUUGUGCCUUAGAUGACUGUUCACGAGAGUAAGCUGUCUUUCUUUUCACCUCCUUCGUGAUAUUUGACCAAGCACUUAAAACAUUAAAUUUAAAAAUGUCUUUCCAAAUUCAUUCUACCUUCAAGCCAUUCAAUUUAUCCAAAUAGAAUACUUAGUUUAUUACUUGUUUACAUCCUUAGUAAAGGCUUUGAUUGGAAAAGAGAUUGACUCUGCUGGUUAGGAGCAGACUGGGGACUAUGUGGAUUUCAGUUAUCUGAACAGACAGACCAGCUUGGAAUGGAUUUCUAGUUGUCUUCCUGGAACCCAGUAUUUCUUUUUAUUAAUUACUAUUUUAAAUUUCACCCUGAAAUUGCUAUAGAUAAAGCAAAUUGGCUUUCUUCUCGUUCCCAAAUCACUUUUUAAAUAUUCCUUGCAGAAAAGUAUAUAGGGCACACUAGUCAGGAGAGGUUCAGUUUUGUUUUUUUUAAAGACUUUGCCAAUCAGAAUUUAUAUUUGGCUUUACCUAGUGGCCACAUAUUUAUAAAAGUAAGACAGAAAAGGCAAAGAUAGUGAGAUUCUGUCUAAGUGUUGCUUUUCCUCCCCUUCUUUCAUUGCAUUCAGGCUACCCUUGUUGUUUGUAAUUUUGGUACCAGAACUGGGGCAACUCCUUGUUCCCUAUUUCGUAUGACAUGAGGACUAACCAUAUCUGCCUUCUCUACAUUAUAUUGUAUGUAUGUUAUCAGUAAGAUCUUUCUCCGUUCUGUCGUUGUUAUCCCCUUGCCAUUUAAGGUCUCCCUUUUUCUGCAUCAGAAUGAAUGACACAAAAAGGGACACAUUUGUGCAGUGCUGGGAAGGGGUACAUGAAAUAAUUAAGAAGGCAUGAUGUUGGAGUGAGAAAAGUAAGAAAUGGCUGUGAUCAGCAAUUACCAAGUCAUAGAGAAUUUCAUGUGGUUAACUACAUUCCUAUCACUUUAGAACUUACAAGUCAAAAGAGAAGUAAUGGUUCCUGAUAGUAAGUAGUUCAUUUUUCCCACAGAUCAAAAUACAGGCUAAAAUUGGAUGAUAGAUUGUUGAGGAAAUGAUUACUUUGGGAAUACUUUUCUAUGUUUUUGUGACUGAUAUUCUAGAGAUCAGCAGAGCCCUCUUUAUUAUAGUCAGAAUUCGUUGUGGAUAACAAUAAAUAGAUCUGGUGUUUCAAAGAUUAAAAGAGUGCGAAGACGUAAAGUUCCAAAGUUCCAGCUAUUUUCUUGUCCUCCCUACCCUCCAAACAGGAACAACCAAUAAAGGAUUCAGUUCA